This is a messenger RNA of Paramisgurnus dabryanus, 3778 nucleotides long. RefSeq names its product pyridoxal-dependent decarboxylase domain containing 1 (gene pdxdc1). Gene Ontology annotation, biological process: carboxylic acid metabolic process. Lineage: Eukaryota; Metazoa; Chordata; Actinopteri; Cypriniformes; Cobitidae. Gene Ontology annotation, molecular function: carbon-carbon lyase activity; pyridoxal phosphate binding. Gene Ontology annotation, cellular component: intracellular membrane-bounded organelle. The record is from RefSeq and is a predicted model, not a curated record.
GAGGCAUGACAUGACACCAGGAAGUAACGCCGUUCAAUUGACUACACAAAUAUCGAUAGACAAGGAUACGAACGCAGGAAUUUUGUGCUUUUUGGAUUUUAUUCUCUAAAAUAUACAGCCCGCGACGACGCACAGGGACGCAGAAAGUCCCUGCGACCUGAUUUCCAUCAUUGCACGGAUAAGCCACCGGUUAAGAUGAUGGAUUCUACACUUGCUGAGAUGGGGAACCAUCUCACUGAUGCCAUGAAGAUUUUGGAAAGUGGGAAACUGGAGAAAGAGCAGGUGAAAGAUAAAAGAAAGUUGAGUUGGAAAGACAUCCCGGGACCCUUACAAGGAGAUGGACAAGAUGUUGUAAGCGUCCUACAGCUAGUCCAGAACCUGAUGCAUGGAGAUGAUGACCAACAGAGUCAUCGCAGGAUGCAGUAUGUUGGAGAACAGGGACACAUGGCUCUAUUGGGACACAGUCUGGCUGCAUAUAUAUCUAUUUUGGAUCGAGAGAGAAUGAGAAACCUGACCACACGCAUCCUGUCGGAUACCACUCUCUGGCUCUGCAGGAUUUUCAAAUAUGAAAACGGCUCGGCUUAUUACCACGAAGAUGAUCGUGAUGGGCUUCUGAAAGUGUGUCGGUUUGUUAUAAACACUCAUUACGAGGACUACGCUACUGAGGGCUUUACUGUGCUCAGCUCUAACCAGCCUGUUAUUUACCAAAGUGCUGCAUGCAGACCUGGCCUGGGACAACAUCUCUGCAGUCAGCUGGGUCUACCUCUGUCAAGUCUUUGUAUUGUGCCCUGUAAUACCAUGUUUGGCUCACUACACCAAAUGGAUGUUGCUCUCCUUGACAAGCUCAUUAAAGAUGACCGAGAGGCAGGGAAGCUUCCACUACUGUUGAUAGCAAAUGCUGGAACGCCUGGUGCCGGUCAUACAGACAAACUCAACCGUCUGAAAGAGCUCUGUGCUCAGUACAACAUGUGGCUCCAUGUAGAGGGGGUGAAUUUGGCAACACUUGCUCUUGGUCAAGCCUCCUCGACUGUCAUGGCGGCCAGCAAAUGUGAUAGUAUGACGUUAACCCCAGGACCGUGGUUGGGCCUACCCGCUGUGCCUGCAGUCACUCUUUACAGACAUGAUGAUCCUGCCCUGUCUCUAGCAGCCGGUCUGACAACCAGCCAACCAGUAGAGAAGUUGCGGGCCCUUCCUCUCUGGCUGUCCCUGCAGUACCUUGGUCAUGAUGGGAUUAUUGAGAAGAUUAGGCAUGCCUCGCAGCUAAGUCAACAGCUGUUGGAGCAUUUAAAGACACUGGCUUCAAUAAAAACCUCGGAUAUCCUUGACAGUGAAGUGUCUCUCGUCGAGGCUUUGCACAUGGUGGAGGAUGAACUGAAUUCGCCCGUGGUGGUGUUCAGAUUUUCACAGGAAAACCGUGCACCAUCAAGUGGCGGCUCAAUAGACGAAUAUUUUUCGCAGGAGAAAGAAAUUCUUGAUGCUCUUAACAGAUGGUUGGGUGAGCAGUUGGCACAGCAGGUGCCUAUCUGUGGUGUGGAUGUGGUGGAGCUGGAAGAUGAAGGAACGUGUGUUCGUUUUAACCCCCUCAUGACCGCUGCAGUGCUUGGCACUCAGGAGAAUGAUGUGGCUGCACUGGUGGAGAAGCUUGCGCAGUUGAUUCCCGUGCUGAGUUACACCAUGCGAUUCAGACAGGAUUUCAAAGAUGAGGUGUUGCAACAAGCUUCACUUUCUUACAUUGAAGACCUGAGCUGGCCCGGUUUAGGAGGUGUGAGGUAUGAGCCCAGAAACACAGACCUUGAUGAAGAGAAGAGAGAAAAGAGGGUGGAGAGAGUCAACAGCGACUUGCUUAAGAAACUGAAGGAGCUGGACACAGACUUGAACUUCUCAGCUGGCCCAGAGUUUUGUGAGGAGAAAAAUUGCAUAUUCAUUGAAAUGGCAACGGAAGACCUGGAUGUGGCAGAGUUGGUGGAAACUAUUGUAUGUCUUGGCAGAGACAUUGAGGAAAGUGGAAAGUUAUUUGAGAACAUGACAGAAGUAGUAAGAAAAGGCAUUCAGGAGGCUGAGCUGCAGCUUCAGAAAGCCAAUGAAGAGAAGCUUAUGGAGGAGGGUGUACUUCGACAGAUCCCUGUGGUGAGCUCUGUGCUCAACUGGUUCUCUCCGGUGCAGGCUUCUGUAAAAGGAAGGACUUUCAACCUGGCUGAAGGUUCACUGGACAGCACUGAGCCCGUGUACUCGGUUAAAGCCCAGAUGAAUAAAGAGUCUUCCCCUGAAUCUCCAUCGAGGUCCACCAUCAAACGGUUACCAGGCCAAAAACUUUUCCGGCGUCACAGGGUAGGUUCAGAUUCUAUCAGUGAUACCAGCUCUGUUGGCCAGCUGGAGGAAUCGUUCAGGGAGACGGCACCCACCCAGGCUACUGAUGAGGAUGUGGCAGAGGUCCCUCAGGAGCAUCCUUCACACACAGAAGAGGAAACUGCAUCGUCAGAUCAGCGUGUACCAGAGGGCGAAAACACAGAGAGUCUUGAUAUACUUAGAUAAGAUCAUUCUUAGGUGGAUGUCAGUGCAGUUGAGCUCUGUAUUACAGAGGAAUGUGCAUAUGUGACCUUGAUGCCUUGAGCAAGCCACCUCUAAAAUUAAGGAAUGAAGCAGCUUUAAAUGCAAAACACUGGAAUUUCCUUACAGUACGGUUUAAGUAUAUAUUUCCAAAUCUAACAUUAACUACUUUAAUGAUUAAAUAAGCAAUUGCAGAUUUUUAUAUUUUGGUUAAACUCAAGUGGUCUCCCCAAAAUUCUUAAUGUGCACUGCCACCAUAUCCUUGCUUUAUGGGUGACUAUGGGUUUACUUCAGAUUUCUGGAUGCUUUCCCUUAUUCCAUCUAUAGUUUUCUGGUAUUCUGCACACUUUAUUUACACAUGGAAUAGGGUGUUUUCGCCUUGCCAUCAUGAUUACUGAUGUUCGGAAACGGUUGUCAAAAUGUCAUGUUUGCCAAAAGCUGGUCUGCUUUGCCUACUCUCCGUUGGCAGAGACUUAAAAGUUGUGAUGUUUGAAAGCUCAUGCAGCUGUUUCUAAUGAAAUGACAGCAUUAUUGCACUUUUAUGUACAUAAUGUCACACUUUAAUCAGAACAACUGAAUAUUUAUUUAUUCUUUAAACAAUUCCUUGGAGGACAUUAGGCUAUUAAGAGACACUUGUAACAUUCGCUAUGUUUAAACUUGCUGUAAUUUCAAUGUAAUUCCACAGAUUUCCAUCCACCACUUUUGGCUAUGAAAAGAUUAUACUGCUCUCACUGUGAAGAAAGUUUCAGAGAUGUUUCUUUGAGUAAUUGUUACAUUUUUUUGGAUGUUUAUGAAGGUUAAAUCAAUGUACCCAAAUGAAGAUUCUUAUAUGUUGUUCACCAACGUUGAAUGUUUUAGCACACAAAAUGAAAAAUCGCAUAGGAACAUUGUGUGAAUACUCAUCCAUAAAAAUAUUAUUUAAUCACUACUGUUAGAUUACAUCCGUCCGUCUAUUUUGUGUGUGUGGGGGGGUUGGGGCAUCAAGUGCUCUUUUUGUAACUGUGCUUCCUUAUUUAAUAAUAUAAUUGUAGAUUUGCUUAUCUGUUUCCUUCAAAAUGAUUUUGUUUUAAAUUGUGCAAUAAAUAUUUGGGAUUUUCUUAAGGGAGAGGAGUACUGACUUAAAAAUCAUGUGUCAAAAGCAAGAAUAAAAUGGCUUUUAUAAUUACAAUAAUGUUAUUUUACAAUGAGUUACUGUGUAAAUGACAAUAAAGAAAAUACUACUAAAGCAAGC